AUGUGGUCCGUAUCGAUUCUCAUCAGUCUACUCUUGCCUAUACUGCUUCCUACAUACAAUGAAAUCCGUCCUAUUUGUCGCUGUUCUUUGCUUAUCUCGGUAUUCGCUCAGGAGGUCGUAGGUCGUGGUCGAUCCUGUGCCGUGUGGAGACAAGAUCUCAGAAACAUCACUAGAACCCAAAUUUGUGAGGGCGGUCUUACUUGUCAAGGUUUUGGGCCUCGCGAAGUUCGGGACAGUACUGGUAGCGCUCAUCACAUUGAUUUUAAUGUUUACCGUGGCAUCUGCGUUAGCGCAAACGAUAUUCAACUGUCCUAGUCUUUUAUUACCACAAUUC
This is a messenger RNA of Radiomyces spectabilis, 334 nucleotides long. RefSeq lists its product as uncharacterized. The transcript has a single exon. The record is from RefSeq and is a predicted model, not a curated record. Bases 1 to 315 code for a protein of 104 amino acids. Lineage: Eukaryota; Fungi; Mucoromycota; Mucoromycetes; Mucorales; Radiomycetaceae.